Molecule: messenger RNA, 1340 nt
Organism: Solanum verrucosum
Lineage: Eukaryota; Viridiplantae; Streptophyta; Magnoliopsida; Solanales; Solanaceae
Product: probable polygalacturonase At1g80170
Exons: 10
Coding region: 15-1265 (416 amino acids)
Biological process (GO): carbohydrate metabolic process
Molecular function (GO): polygalacturonase activity
Source: RefSeq, a predicted model, not a curated record
AUUAUCAAUUUCCAAUGUGUUCCUCUAUCUCUUCAUAUACUAUGAAAAUAUUGGUUCUCUUGUUCAUUUUAAUUGGCUUGACAAAUUCAAGAAUAUAUAGUGCAAGUAUAUUUGGAUAUCCGGGAAGUUUUAAUGUCCUGGAUUAUGGAGCUGCUGCUGAUGGCAUUACUGAUGAUUCUCAAGCAUUACUUAAUACUUGGAAUGAUGCAUGUUCAUCCUCAGCUGGAUCUCCUCAAGUGAUUAUUCCUCCAAAUAUGAUAUUUUUACUUAGCCCUGUGACACUCACAGGCCCCUGCAAUUCAGUGAACAUCUAUUUUGUGAUAUCCGGUAGUCUUGUUUCACCGAGCUCACCUAGUGUAUGGACCGGGCAAGACUCGAGUCAAUGGCUAGCUUUCAGAAACGUUAGCGGUCUAGUUGUUGAUGGCUCAGGAACCAUUGAUGGUCAAGGAAAAGGAUGGUGGGAUCAAUCAUGUAGAUACCACCCUGAAAUGGAAGGAUGCACAAGAUUAGCUCCAACUGCGUUGAAGUUCAUUCUUUGCAGUCAGAGUUCCAUCAGUAACAUGUACUUUGCAAACAGUGCGCAAACUCAUAUACUUAUAGAGAGAUGCAAUGGUUUCAACGUGAACAAUGUAAUGAUUCAAUCUCCAGGAAAUAGUCCAAAUACUGAUGGAAUUCACAUUCAAUCUUCUCAAAAUGUGGCCAUUACAAAUUCUAAAAUUAGCAGUGGAGAUGAUUGCAUUUCAAUUGGAGAUUACUCUUCUAAUAUCCAAAUAUACAACAUUCAAUGUGGACCAGGUCAUGGUAUAAGUAUUGGAAGCUUAGGAAAAGGUGGUCAUUCUGCUCAAGUAGAGAACAUUCAUGUGAACACUGUUUUCUUCUAUGGAACUACAAACGGAGCUCGUAUCAAGACAUGGCAGGUUGGCAGAGGCUAUGUCCGAGAUGUCACGUUUGAGAAUCUUCAAUUCAACUCUGUCAAGAACCCCAUCAUAAUUGACCAGAAUUACUGUGAUGUUCGAGGGGCUUGCAAGGAAAUGGGAACUGGAGUGAAAAUCAGCAAUGUUGUUUACCAGAACAUAUACGGAACGUCGAGCACGGAUAUCGCGAUAAAUUUAAACUGCAGCAUGUCUGUGCCAUGUACAGAUAUAACAAUGCAGCUUAUACAACUAACACCAGCAACACCAGGAAGGCAAGUUAAAGCUUAUUGUAGGAAUGCUAAUGGCCAAGAAUAUGGAAUCGAACCCGGUCCUUGUCUCUCUGGAGUUUGAGAUUUUACUUCUCUCAGAAUUCUUUGUUGUGUGCAUAACUUGAAAAGCAGAGGAAAAGUGAAACAAAAUGAAGAA